UAGAGGAAGGACAGGCUGCUCUGAGCGGCGGAGGAAGGAACGGGAAAACAUACAAUGCGUUAGCCACGGGCAAUGGCUCGCCCCCAAAUCUCCUUCUAAUUCACUAUCCGAGCCGUUCCGAGACAAAUAUGGCGUGAGAGAAACCGUGGAAAAUAAGUGCGAAACUGUCGGGAGUUACUCGUAGCGGCGGACCCUGCUGCAGCUGACUGGAAGUUUUUUUUUUUUUUUUUUUUUUUUUUUCAGUCGUGGGGCCCCGACGGUGGCGGCGGCUCUCUCCCCGGAGCGGUGUCCCGGUCUGCCCAGCCCCAUGCAAAACCUAACGGCCCCUGGCGGCCCCGGCAACUCCAAUGUCACCUGCUCCUGCAACUGCUCUGCUUCCCAGCCACAGGGAAUGGAGAUAUCUGAACUGGAGUUUGUUCAGAUUGUCAUCAUCAUUGUGGUGAUGACAGUGAUGGUGGUGGUGAUCAUCUGCUUGCUCAACCACUACAAGCUCUCCACCUGGUCCUUCAUAACAAGGCAGAGCCAGGCCCGCAGGCACAACCAUGCCCUGCAGCAGGAUGGGUGUCUGUGGCCUUCAGACAGCAGCUCUCGACAAGGUGCCUCAGAGGUAUUAUAUGCUCCCCAGGCCAGGGAUCGCUUCACUGCUCCCUCCUUCAUGCAGCGUGACCGCUUCAGUCGCUUCCAGCCCACCUACCCCUACCUGCAGCACCAGAUCGACCUGCCACCCACUAUCUCGCUGUCGGAUGGCGAGGAGCCCCCGCCUUACCAGGGGCCUUGUACCCUGCAGCUCCGCGACCCUGAGCAGCAGAUGGAGCUCAAUCGCGAGUCGGUGAGGGCACCGCCUAACCGGACCAUCUACGACAGUGACUUGAUCGACAUGGGAGGAGGCGGAAGCCUGGGAGGGGUGGGAGGAAUAGGAGGAGGCGGUCCGAGGCCGCCAAGCAGUAACUCGGGUAUCAGUGCGGUCAACUCCAGCAGCCACGAGCGCAUGGAGGGCCCCCCGCCAGCGUACAGCGAGGUGAUGGGCCACUACCCUGGCUCAGCGUUUUUUCUACACCAGCACAGCAAUAACCAGAGGGUUGGGGGCCCGGGGGACAGGAGCCAAUCAGAAAGCACAAUAGUACCGGCCAAGGCCAAGGAUGGCCAACCGAAGGACCUGGUGUGAAGAAAAGGGUAGGGGGGCAGGUGGGGCCACCCACCCAAGACUAUAAACUGUCUCUUAACUUCACUCCUGAUCACCUGUAAGCUGUGGUCUCUCUAUCCUGCGCACUCUCUGUUUAUCUCAUGUCCUCUCUCCACACUCCCAUGCACAAAUAAAAAUCAAUCUUAGCUACAACUAAACAAGGAAAGAGAGGAACCAAGAGUUGAUUUUAUUUCCUUUCUUUCCAACGUUCAAGAUAAAAACAUACUGCUAGCACAGAUUGAAACAAUUUUCUUGUUUUUGUCCUCUGGGGUGAAGGCUCUGUCCCAGGGAACUGAGGAUGAUGUUUUUAUUUUUUGUUCCUUUUUCGGACCGGGAUCUGUGCACAAAGCGAGAACUGAGAAUCAAGGACUUAAAGAGAACACAACAAAACAAGAGACUCACAAACCCAAAUCUUAGUGCCAAGGUUUAUGAGGAAGCAAAACAAAGAGGUAAAAAUGACUCGUUCUAACAUUCAAAACACAAAAAAGAAAAGUUAUCUAAAAGUUGCACUAUAUUUUUGUUGUAAAAGAGAAGAGGGAAAUUAUGCUAUUUGAUGAUAAUGAUGUUUGUUUUUCUCUUUUUUGUUUCGUCCUUUUCAUGAAUGGACCGACUGACUGAACUUUGCCUCCAAAGCUGUUUAAACAGUUGGGAGCAAAAAAAACAAUUAUUAUAAGCUUAUGUCCUUCCUUCUUUGAAAACAAUAUCGUACCCAGCCUACAACAUCUCUGUCUGCUUACACCACAGGACAGAGAGACUUAGUAAGAGAAUAACAUUGUACUGCUCAUGUCUGUGAGAAAGAAAUCUGCCUCGUGCCAGCUGCUGCGUGGACGGAACAUUUCUUACUUUCUCUGGUAGUUUGUUAAAAGAUUUGUAGAUGGGUUUCCCAAACCCAAGAAGUUCCUAACCUCUUAGAAAGUUGAGAGCUGGUGGCAAGAUUCAACAUGCUCCAUACUAACAAAUCUGACCAGAUGGUUGGAUAUCAAGUUAACUAAGAAUAAUAUAACUCUAUAACAAAAAAACAUAUCUAUCCACUUUUUAACUCUGUCCCAAAAUCUGAGCACCUAACACUAACAUCUCUUUUCUGUUUCCUGCGUCAAUACCCCUCAUCCCCACCUUCUUCUCUCACCGCUCAUCUCUACAUGCACAGUUCAUUCUGCCAACAGCCACACUGAACACAAACCCCGCCAACAACGAAAACACAAAACAAAAAAAGAAGCUCUCCUUCACGUUUCUAAAGCCACAAAAAAAAACAGGACAACAAACAAAGUGAAGAUUCCUGUCUGCAUCUGCCAGCACAGUGAUCAAGUUUUAAAUGAAAACUGUCUGUGGUCAAAGUUAAAGGGCUAUGGGAGAGUCCUUUUUAUAAAAGAAAGCCUUUUUAAAAAUUUAGCCUUUUUCUCUGCUCAUCGUUGCCUUCUACCCUGCUCUUGUGCUUUCUCUGUCUCUUAAUUAUGUUAGCAUUCAACAUCAGUUCUCCACCUCAGCUUGUUAACAGUGUCUCUGGUAAACACUCUUUAUCAUCCCUCUCUCAUCCGUGUGCAGAAAAAGCCCUUUAAAGUGGACACUGGACUGGAGCCAUUAUUUUGUGUGUUUGUGUGUGUGUGUGUGUACGUGUACGUGUACGUGUACGGGUACGUACGUAUGGGUGUGUGUGUGAGACCAUUUAACAACAGCACUUAAUGUUCCUAAUCGACUGCUUUGUCUGAGAGAUUCAAGGAUAUGUAACUUAUUUGGCACUGUCCAUAUUAACACAUCAUUAACUAAGCUUUCAUUAAACCUCAGUUUAAAAGAAAGUGUGUCACAGUCCACUCCACAGCUUCUGUUAAAGCAACACAAGGAAAACUCAGUAGUUACUACAGUAGAUUCACACACCGAGUAUGUACACUAAAAAUGCUUGUUGUCAAUGCAGUGCACAAAGGAAACACAGAAGGAUGGUGGUAAGACAACUCAAGAUGAACUCAACUAAAAAAAUGUUUUAAGUACAAAGUCUUUGGAAAACAAUUUGCUAUCUCUUUGAUGAGGUAAGAAGAUACGCUUGGUGUUAUUUCAUGUUUCUUAUUGUUAAGAAAUCCCACAAAAAGACUAAUACCUAGUGUGUUACUUUCUCUCAAAAUGACAAAGAAUUCUUGACUAAUUGUCCACUUGCCUGUGUUUUCUGAAGUCUUUGGCAUUGGACAUGAAUCUCCUUAGCCCAACACCAAAGGCUAUCUUUGAACAGAGAAAGUGCAUUUGGAUCUCUCCCCCACAUAUAUACUGCCACUUGUUAUGACGUGACCAAAGUUCCCUACUUGGGUCACAUUGUAACAACUAAGCUAAAUUGCUGGACAACUGAAAAACUUCAUCUGUUGAGGAAGUGGUGGAAAGAUUUGUCAAACUAUUUUUUUCAAUGUCAAGAACAAAACAGGAGGCAAUGGUUCAUUUGUUGGGGACUAUUUUCAACCGUGGAAUAAUACACAUUUGGUGCUCUAGUGAGUUUAUGGAGCAGCAGGGCGCUGUAUGUGUAUUGAGUUAAAAUAAAAUUCCUGUUGGUAGGUGUUGGCAAUUAAGGAAAAUUGUGUGCCUCAUUGAUAUGUUUUGAAUAGCAUGCGGACAACAAUGGAGCUCUAUGACACAGAUGAAUAAGAUUUAUCAGGCUUUGAUGCACACACAAUACUUGUUAGUAGGAUACAUUCAUUGUUGGUUUGGGUCUUUUUGUGGGAUUUAAUGUUAAUAACAAAAUAUAGAAGUUGCUUUGAGUAGUAUUAAGUUGCCUAAUGCACCUGGAAAUGUUCCUGUAGAUCAGUAAGAACUAAGUGAAAAGGUCCUUGUGCACACAAUUCAGAUGUCCUGCUGCUGGAGAAAAAAAAGUUUUUGGUCAGUUACAACAAAAGCCCUCUGCCUCCUUUAGCAUCAGUAGUGUGUUUAUGGUCAGUGUCCAUCUGGCUCGUGUGUGUGUGUGUUUGUGUGUGUGUGUGUCUACAUUGCUGCUGCUAUUGCUGUUGCUGCUAAUAUUUUUGCUACUGCUGCUUCUCAUGCCAACCCCCCCUUUCCUACUGUCCAUCCUGUCCCCUCAACUCGUCCAAAAUCUAGAAGAGAAAUCUGACCAUCUGCAGUCAAAAGCAGUAUUGAGACAAAACAUGGUCUUGUUACCUGUAAGACCCAACCUGGGCACCUCAGUUGUGAAGAGAGAUUGUCCCAACACUUUAGCCUUUGACUCUACAGACUUGCUUCAAACCCUUAAUUUCUUCCUUCUUUUUGUUGUUUUCUCGGAUUGUUCUGUCCGCACAGUCAUAGCUUGUAAAUUGAGGAUAUAAAGAUGAAUUAUAUGUUUUCUACAAGGUUUGCAUGUUACUAUUAUGCGAGUAAAUAAGGUGCCUAAUGUUCAUGUUUGAGCAGACCACACCUCAGUCAAACUGCUGCUUGGAAUCCUUGCAGGUGCUUUUUCUCAGGCUGAUCGCCUGUCUGGCAGAAUGGAAUGGAAAUAUGUGGGAAAAGGUUAGCUAGGUUUUUUAAUUCUUGUCUUUUUGUAAAGUCAUAGACAGAUGUUACAGUGGUGACUUUCUUUCAGGAGUCUGGUCUGGGUUUCUCAUUCAGCUCUUGAGCUCCUGUUUGAUCACAGACUGAAUCUGACCCUGCAGUGAAUUGGACAAAAAACCUAUUUAAUUCAAGCUUUACAUGAAGUUAUAAAUUUAGUGACCACAGGACCAGCAGUGUGCCGUUUUCAUGUCCGCAAAGCACCAGCUGCCUCUUUAAACUGCACUUCUACCUUGACUAUCUUUAGCAUACAAGUGCACCAGCGGUGUUCAUGGGCAGCCAGCCUGCUCGCUUCCAUUGCGCCAGCCAGGAGUGGUCACUCUUUGCGAAGCAACGGAGACCAUUUCAACCAGUAAUUUGACCAGCGUGUGGAGCAGACAUAGGAACUCACUUGCACUCAAAAAGCUCCCACCUUUGUUGUGCCUCACUUCCAACGGUGCUUUUUUCAGUAGUCUCUUUGUUUGUUUGUUUGUUUGUUUGUAAGGUGCUGUAUAUAACAUUGAAUAUAUUAUGCACAUAUCCUACCCAAUGGGUAGAAGCCACAAAAUAAUUUGUGAAUAAUGUAAUAUAAUGUACAGACAAUAUAAGAAUUUUAAGAAAGCAGUAUCAAAUUUGUAAAUGCCUACAGUUAAAGUGCUUUGUCUUUUUUUAUGAGAAACCAUGAUUUGCAAAUUAUGCUAAAAAUAUGGUUGCAACACAAAUACAAAUUACUACUUAUAAUAUUUUGCUAUAAAUAAUAGUCUGUUAUAUAAGAAUUAGAUAACCUAUGUGUUAAGGAAGUUGUUGAGAAAGGAUAUUAUUUACUUGUUUACUGGAUUCCUCAUCUAAGAAUAAGCUUUCACUGUUCUUGCAUCAUUUGGGUAUUGGCUGGUGGUUUUAUUUUCACCACAAUCGACAACAAAUGUAUAGUUCUAUCCCGAUCUUUUAGGAAAACAGAAAUCACACACAUCAGUUGCUGUUUAUGCCAUGACUUCAGCCCGGCUCCGGUUGUUGAACAAAAAGCCGAAGCGGUCUAGUUUGAAAGAAGCCUCACAUGCACAAGAGAGCCGUCAGCACUUCCAAAUAUGGACGAAUAUGUGUCCGUACUCAUAGAUCUCAACAACAUUUUAGUUAAUUUCAGCUGAACCUGUGUAUAUCGGCCAAAGUAUAAAUCUGUGGAGCACACUCAACACUGCAAAAUAUGUCUGGAUGUUGGGCUCUGGUUAAAGCGUUUCAGCUCCAUUACUGAAGGAUCACUGACUUAUGAUUGCAUUUAAGUAACAGGAAGAGUGUAAAACAUUUAAGGAAAAGCGGUCAAUCCCUUUUUGGUCAAGAUUGGAAACGUGCCCUAGUGUAAAAUGAGUGAAAAACUGUCAUUUGACAUGUUUUUAAUUUUCUACAUUACAAUGUUAGAUGUGACACCGUAUAUUGAAACAAAAGUCAUGUUUAAUCUGCAGUCAUUUAUUUACUUAAAAGAUCUCCACUGUACAAUAACCGCAGAGCAUGUUCAUUCUUAUCUAUAGACAGUGUACAUAGCAAUGCCACAUUUUCUCUUCAAAUCACCAAAUAAGUGGCAGUUAUAUAGUUUCAAUUUGGAAAAGUCUCUAUUGUAACUUUGGCUGGAUCGCCAUUCCUUCUUCUUAAUAGACCUUUUUGUUCAUUUCCUGCACUAGCUUGAAGAAUUGACUGGGGCUCAGACAGAAUUUCAUUUGAUCCACCCACCCCCAUUCCCUUUUUCCACCGUUCUCGACUGCUAACAACAAGUAGCUAUUUUUAUCCUUCCAGAUUUUAAUAAUAAUAAUGAUGAUAAUAAUAACAAUAACGACACAGCAGUUUGGUAUUCUCUCGGUCUCGACAGUUACUAUAGAACUCCUUCCAUAAUGGGUAUUGUAACAUCAGUUUGCUUUAUUUACUAAAUGAAUCCUCGUUCCCCCUCUGUGCUGAAAGCUAUAUAUAUAU
This is a messenger RNA of Perca flavescens (yellow perch), 6634 nucleotides long. RefSeq names its product low-density lipoprotein receptor class A domain-containing protein 4. Gene Ontology annotation, cellular component: early endosome membrane; Golgi membrane. Lineage: Eukaryota; Metazoa; Chordata; Actinopteri; Perciformes; Percidae. Gene Ontology annotation, molecular function: R-SMAD binding. The transcript is spliced from 4 exons. The record is from RefSeq and is a predicted model, not a curated record. The coding region runs from base 308 to 1165 and encodes 285 amino acids. Gene Ontology annotation, biological process: negative regulation of transforming growth factor beta receptor signaling pathway.